Molecule: messenger RNA, 1026 nt
Organism: Cylindrotheca closterium
Lineage: Eukaryota; Bacillariophyta; Bacillariophyceae; Bacillariales; Bacillariaceae
Source: the annotation of a GenBank genome assembly
AUGGCUGAACCUCUUCAACGCUGCAUGGCAGGUCUCCCGCCAACAAAAGAAUUAAUUGGGUUGAAGGUGCCAUAUGGCGCAUGGGAACCGGAUACUUUAAUCACUGAUACGUUUGGCAACCCCAUGUUUUCUGUGCUUGAUGUGCAACAUCACGCCAUGGGUGCUUAUGAAGCAAUCUUUGGUGAUGAAAAUGGCCACAAAUUAUGCUAUGUGAAAAGACGGUUGAUCACUAAAUAUGUCAAGGAUGGUUGGGACUUCUGCACUUACCGCCCCAAUUUCCCAGGUCAACCAAAGUACAAGGAACGUGAUAUGUACGGGAAAUCCGUGUAUCCGUUUUCGUUUUUGCAAGUGCGUCCAACAAAGUGUCGUUAUGAAUAUUCCAUCCAUGAAGAGGACUUGGAAAAUAUGGAUUGCCAUCUUGAGGCGCAUCAUGGUUGGUUAGGAAGCAUGACAAUAUGUUGUACACCGUUGGUUCGGUUUGGAAAAUGGCAAAUUGAUUUUCAUCGCCCCGGUGCAGGAGAUCCUGAGCUCAACAUUGACCAGUCCAAGAAUCUUCUUGAAGUGGAGCGAGGAAACGACUUACUUGCGGCUCUUUGUAUUGCGUAUGCCUUCGACAAAGCGCUUUGUCAACCUCUUGUGACGAUUAUUGGAUAUCAAGAGAAGGAGCACAUGGAUGACGAUGAUUCUCUAGAAGAUGAAGAUUACUACGAUCCAGAAUACCCUGCCUUACCUGCACCCGAAGAACAGAUGGAAGAGUUUCCAGCAUUGCCAUACCAAGAAGAAGAGUUUGAACCAGCUGGAUAUAUUGGCUAUGGAGACGAAACCGAAGAACCUGUUGGCUACAUCGAAGACGAUUAUUCACGUAGAGGUCAAGGGCAGGAUAGAUACAUUGAAUCUGAUGGUUACACUGAAGAUGGCUAUGACCAACCCUCGGGCUACCUUGAAAAUGAUGCAUACACGGACGAAAGUAAUAGUCGAGGCGGGCGCUACCAGGAUGCCGACAAAUUUGAUGAUGAACUGGCGUAG